GUUUAGGUUUGGACAAGCACCUGCCACCUGCUUUUAUCGAUAUCGACAUGAAUGGGAAUCGGAAUGGUUCAACAAACAGUUUAAGUGAACAAAAUUCCAGUACAGACUUGAAUAAAAAAGGACAGACAUCAGAUAUGACCGAUGAUAAAAUAGAUGCUAAUAAAACAGCUGAUAUAGAGGAACAGUUGGGCAAACUUCCAGAUUUUCUCUCUGAUGAUGAAAAGACAGAUACUAAACCAGUAAUUAAACAGGAACCAAUGGGUCCAGUUCUGUGUGCUGCUGAUUUUGAUAGAUUGAGAGAGGUAAUGAGACACGAUACCUAUACACACUGUGAUGUACACAAACUAGAACGGAUGGAAAGAAAUGUUGUGUGUAUCCAAUGCCAGCAGCUUAUUUGUGCUCUGUGUUUACUGAAUUCUCACCAGUCACAUGACAUACGCUCUGUCUCUUCAAUGAAUGAGUAUUUUAAUGUGAAGGGUACAAUAGAAGAUGACGUUUCAGUACUACAACAGGAACAAAACAAUUUAACUGUUAUGUUUGCUCAAAGGAAAGAACUAAAGAAAAAGAUUGAAGAAUCAUCACAGAACUUGGUAAAAGAUAUUGGGAAACGAUUUGAUGCUAUUCAAAAUAUCUUACAUGCUAAACAAGAACAAUUGACUGCAUAUGUGAAACAGUUUGAAAGUCAGAACAUUACAGAGUUGACAAGAGAACUUGACAAGAUUAGAGACUUAGAAAAUGCAGCAUCAAGAAUGAUCACCAGGGCAAUUACAUUUUUCUCAAAAAUUGACUUGACAUUAGCUACAGUACUUCCAAAAGAGGUACAUGAUGUAAUUGAUAAGUGUAAAUGUGCCAGCAUUGAAAGUUUACAGAACAAAGAGAAAUACCUGCCCGAGAGGAAAUUUUCUAAGCUUUUACCAUCACUUGAUGCUGUAGCAAGCAUCUGUGACACAAUUCAUGCAGAAGCUACAAAGGUUGUAUGGUCCAAAACAACAAAAAACAGUGAAUCUGAUGAAAAGAAAGCAGUCAAAGUAAAGACAGAGAAAAGAAAACAUCACAGUCAUUCAGAUCAUUCAUCAGAUACUUCUAAGACGUUUAAGAAACCUAAGACAGCUACACUAACAACAGUAUCAUCUCAGUCAUCAGCGCCCCUCUCCAUACCUUCUCAUAGAUCAUCAACAGAAAAAUCUGAUAGUCUGGAAAUGGACAAAAACAAAAGGAACACUGAGAAAUCAUUGUUUGAAUCAAUAACCGAAAAUGUAAAUGUAAAAGACACUGUACAAGGAAGUAAGGUAUCACACCACAGGAAGUCUGUUGAUUCUGCUACGAUACAGUCACCACGUCAUAGUACUGACAUCGACGACAGCGAAUCAGAUAAAUCUGAUGCUUCAAUUAUUACACCGCCCAAGUUGAGACUAGUAGAUAUGAAAACAACCAAUGUUGAAAUAGGGAAAUGUCUUUUGGCUAAAGUGAGUGAAGAAGAUGGCCAAGGAGAAAAACUUUUGCUUGGAAAAAUCUGUGGUAGUUCUAAGAUGAAAGAGACUACACAAUAUACAGUAAACUGGUUAAAAGGUGAAGCUGGAAGGGACACUACAUUUGAAAUUAGAAAGAAGCAUAGUCCUUUGCAUUCAAGUUGUGUUCUCUGUAACUUUGACUUUGAUCAUGCAAAACCUAUGUCUCAAGAACUGAAAAGUGAACUUGUACUGGCAAAGGAGUAUCAUAACAAAAAGAAAACAAGGAAAAGGAAACCAAAAGAAAGGAAUGUGUCUCCAAAGAAGGAUAAAGAUUCAUCUAAGACACAAACAGUUGUGAAGAAGUGAUUACUUCAAUUUUUAAUUUAUAUCUGUUUUAACCAAAGUCAGUGUCAGAGAUGUUUAAGAUACAUAUAAAUACCAGAUAUGAAGGCCAUCUGGUUACAUUUUUCGAGGAGAAUAUCUGUUGUGAUAUCAUUAUUAGCUCAUCAGGCCAGAGGUUUCACUUGAGAAGAAGCCAUCAUUUGUUAUCCAUUAUCAAUCAUAUGUACAUCAAUAUUUCAUAUUUUAUCCCACUAUAUAGCCCUCUGAAUAGAUUGCACUGGAAAUUGUUAUGUACUCUCACCAUGACCAAGUAAUGCUACUUGAUAUCACACUGCAGUCAAACACAGCUAAAUGAGAUUUGAUUGGUCAAAAUCUGCUAUGAACUUAUGCAUAUGGUGCUGAAUCAUUUUCAGUUUUUAUCAUACUGCCAGUCAGUAAACUCAAAUUGCUGGUAGAUAUAUUUUGUCAUUUUGUCAUUUUUCAUGACAACUGAUCCCAUUAAAAGUGAUUGAUUUUGUCCAAGUUUACAGAGAUUGUAAAAUAAAUUGGAAUGAUUUGUAUGGGGAUUUAUUGUGGUUUUUAUAAAAAAGAAGCAAUUAAGGAUGUUUGCUACUCUAGUUUUAUACUUUUUAUUCAGAUAUUAGGAAUCCUCUAGUUUUAUCCAAUGUAGAGUACCAAUAAAAAUUUAGCCCGCUAACCCUCAUUUUUCUUUGCAUAAUUUUAUUACAUAUAAUUUGUAAAGCAGUUUUUGAAAAUCUUAUAAAAUCCUUGUUAUUUUUUCAUAGUUUUAGAAAGUAAAAAGGUGCUAAUAUUAAAUGUAUGAAAAAUCUAGAGAGAAUCAUUUCCCGAUAAAUUUUCAAUUGAUUAUAUCUCAUAAACAAGGACAAGGACCUGUAAUUUUUUUUCUGCUUUUUAAAUUCUGUUAUUUAUAAACUAUCAAUUUGUAAUAGUCUUUUAAAAAGCAUGUUAUUUUGAAACAGAGGAACAAACAUCCUUAAAUAAGAAGUGGUUAGUUUUUUUGUGUGGAUUCAUCUAAUGUCUGCAGCUUGACAGUGAUGACUGUGAAGGUGUAAAUGCUUUUCAGAUCUGUCAGACACCUACUUCCUUAUUCUGAUACUUUGAAUUUCCAGUUGGGGUAUGCUUAGCACAACAAUGCAUGCAACUUCUUUUUACAGUGACAAAAAUAUGUUGGACAUUAUACUAUUUAUACAAAUAGAAGUUAUAUACAUUUAUUUCAUAUAUAUAAGGUAUUUUUAAAUAUACUUAUUAUAUGCUGUUCUUUUUUGAAAGCAAUGUAAACUUAAUAAGUUUAUUUUCAUAAACUUAGACAAAUAAAUUAGAGGCUCAUAAACUUAGACAAAUGAAUUAUGAGGUAGGAGAAGAUAUUAUUUUUUCAUUUAUUACAUUUUUUCAUUUUGGGUUAUUGUUGAUAAAACCAAUAUGUGGUGUUUCUUGUCUCCAUGUUGUCAGUGGUUCUUGGUAUCUGCAUUUUAGUGUUAAAUUGUUUUAUAUUAUUAAUCAUUGUAUGGGUCAAAUUGUUUAUUAUUACCGUAAUCAUUGUUUGGGUCAAAUUAUUUAUUAUCAAUCAUUGUAUAGGUCAAAUGUAUUUUAUUUACUAAAAUUGGUUUCUGAUCAACAGUAUUGUUGACAGAUAGACAACUCUAAGAUGUAAUCCAUUGUGUUUUAUUUUAUAAAUGAUACUUCCAUCAAUAGAUUCUGUAACAAGACACUGAUAUGUAUGCCCAUUCUACUAAGUGGCCUAGGCAUGUUAUGUAAGAAAUG
Messenger RNA from Mytilus californianus (California mussel), 3575 nucleotides. RefSeq lists its product as uncharacterized. The transcript is spliced from 14 exons. The record is from RefSeq and is a predicted model, not a curated record. Lineage: Eukaryota; Metazoa; Mollusca; Bivalvia; Mytilida; Mytilidae. The coding region runs from base 48 to 1817 and encodes 589 amino acids. Gene Ontology annotation, molecular function: zinc ion binding.